Nymphaea colorata (pocket water lily) is the source of this 793-nucleotide messenger RNA. RefSeq lists its product as uncharacterized. Bases 292 to 525 code for a protein of 77 amino acids. The record is from RefSeq and is a predicted model, not a curated record. The transcript has 3 exons. NCBI's taxonomy places the organism in Eukaryota, Viridiplantae, Streptophyta, Magnoliopsida, Nymphaeales, Nymphaeaceae.
GCACGGCUUUCCCGAAUAAUUCAGGAAAGAGAAAGCGGCACCAUGAUUUCUGAGGAGGGGGAAACAAGGCCAUAGCCCUUCGAUUUACCUCCUCCUAUCUGCGGCUGCAGGUGGUGUCUGUCCCCACACGCGGAGAAGAGAGAGGGAGGGAGAGACUGGUCCUCUUCCUGGGACUCCAUUGGUGUAAAAGGGAGGAGGGGAGGGGAAGAGAAGAAGACUCCCCACCGCCUUAGUCUGUCUGUCCAUAUCUCUCUGCGUUUCUCCCUGUUUGAAUCGAAGAAGAGGACAACCAUGGGGGGAGGCAAUGGUCAGAAGGCCAAGAUGGCGCGUGAGAAGAACCUAGAGAAGAUGAAGCCCUCCAAAGGAAGUCAGCUGGAUUCGAACAAGAAAGCGAUGACCAUCCAGUGCAAGGUAUGCAUGCAGACAUUUAUAUGUACAACAUCGGAAGGGAAAUGCAGGGAACAUGCAGAUGCAAAGCACCCCAAGGUGGAUGUUUAUCAAUGCUUCCCCCAUCUCAAGAAAUAAGGCUCAGUUGGUCUACUGUUCUACUACAGAAGAUGAAAGUAUCACAAUAUGCAAAAGCUUCCAAGACUUUGAGAAACAGUUGUCUGGAACCUUAUUCCCGUCUCUAGACGCUUUGUAUUGCUUGUGAUGUCUAUAUAUAAAACGGGGAGAUGUUAAAUCCAAAGUGACACUUUCUUCUGUGGAUUGUCCAGCUUAGUUGCAACACCAGAAACUGGUAACGACGUUUCAUAUGGAACUUCCGAAUUUGCUUUUGAUUCAAUUUAUUUUA